GGCAGGGUGGCUUGCAUAAGUCUGGUCUUCGUCGAGGUCGCCAGGCCAAACAGACACGGCAGGAGGAUGGUUUGGAGGCCCAGUGGCGUUGACUUGGGCGUGUCGGUCAGCUCACCUAGCAAGUCGGUCAAAAGAUUCCAAUUCUGGAUAAUUGGUUAUAAGUUCUCACGGACCCACCUCGGCAGGGGCAUCGAGGCCACCAAAAUCUGACUAUACGACGGUGAGGUCGCUUGCAACUGAGUCAUCCAAAUGUCGAGGGUGCUUUCUCCCUUUCCUGCUCGCCUGAACUGACCAGAAGGGCUGUUUUCAUGACCCACUGGCUGUCACGUGUUGGACAUCUCAGCCUUGCCUGUUUACUAUAGUCUCUGGUCCCCUUCGCCUUACCUAUCGCACAACGCCACCAACAGCCUCUCCCGUCUUCGUCUAUCGACCGUUGUCGAGAUGGCGUACACUUACAGCCCCAUCGUCGAGACCUGGGCCCUCUAUGGCGCCGGGUCACUGCUCAUCUUCUCUCGGAGCCUGUGUCGUUGGAGGAUGGUGGGCUUCCGCGGCUUCGAUUUCGAUGAUUAUUUCAUCUGGUUUUCAUGGGUAGUCUAUACCGUCAUGACAUAUGCGGCAGAUGUCUGUGACCGCCACCCGGACUUACACGUCCUCACAUUUGAUCAAAGGAAGGACAUGACAGCGGAUGAGGCCGCACCUUACAUUUGGGUCACGCAAUGGUUUUGUGCCGGAGUGGCAACCUACGUCGUCUUCGUCUGGUCGCUCAAGAUCAACAUGCUGAUCUUCUUCCGGCGAGUCGUCAAGGGCCUCUGGGUCGCAAAGCUCAUUUGGCCUCUGUUGGGCCUCGUCUUGUGUACUUUCAUCAUGAUCAUGGGUAUUCUGUUUGGGGCAUGCCGCCCAUACCCUAGGAUGUGGAAAUUCUACACCGACGAGGGUGAUUUGUGCGAGCCCCAAGCAACGCUCUAUAUGCUCCCAGUUCUUGUUAUGAACAUCGUCACAGACCUCUGCAUUAUGGCCAUACCUGCCCCCGUCGUCCUGCGAGCUAAGAUGAGCCUAUGGAAGAAGGUAUCACUGGUCCUCCUCUUCAGUGGCGGAUUCUUCAUCAUGAUCGCAGCCAUUCUGCGAGUGACAUUUGUCAUGGUGCAAAAGGAUGGAUCCACGGCAGCUAUUUGGUCUUGCCGAGAGGAUUUUGUUGCCACGUUGGUUGGGCAAGCUCCCAUGUUGCGCCCCGCUUUCAGCCGGCUUUUCUGGACAUCGAGGGGCAAGAUGACCACAGGGCAGAGCUCAUCCAUGAGACCCUCCAAGCCAGGCUCUAUGCCCAUCAACGACAGCAACAAUGAUGCCUUUGAGAUGCGGAAGGGGAAGCGUAAGGUGCAGGACUACAACGCCACGAUCCUAUCAACAAGAGGAUACGGCGAUGAUGAGUCCACAGAGAGAAUCUAUAAUAAAGGAAUUCUGGUAAACAGAGACGUGGAUAUUCACUACGAGAACGGCCACAAUGAAGUCCCAGGAUAUGGAUCUGAAGCAAGAGAGGACGGGAAGUAUGCUGCAAAUUGACUGGUUUGAUCUCUCUGUAUAUAGACCAUAGACUAUUGAUCAUUUUUCAUUUUGAUACGCUAAGCCAAAAUUGUAAUGACUAUCCCCAUGACGA
Messenger RNA from Diaporthe batatas, 1651 nucleotides. RefSeq lists its product as uncharacterized. Lineage: Eukaryota; Fungi; Ascomycota; Sordariomycetes; Diaporthales; Diaporthaceae. The coding region runs from base 442 to 1557 and encodes 371 amino acids. The record is from RefSeq and is a predicted model, not a curated record. The transcript is spliced from 5 exons.